Salvelinus fontinalis (brook trout) is the source of this 765-nucleotide messenger RNA. RefSeq names its product cilia- and flagella-associated protein 418-like. Gene Ontology annotation, cellular component: cytosol. NCBI's taxonomy places the organism in Eukaryota, Metazoa, Chordata, Actinopteri, Salmoniformes, Salmonidae. The record is from RefSeq and is a predicted model, not a curated record. Bases 39 to 437 code for a protein of 132 amino acids. The transcript has 4 exons.
GACAACAACGGUCAAAUAAGCAGCAGUACCCUGAAGCUAUGGCAGACGAUUGGGACGAAUUACUAGAUGAGGUUGAACCAAAGUUCUGUCGCAAUGUUUCGUUGACGCCACAACUUCAAGGGAAUACAGGACAGCUUCCUAAAACGACAAAGACGAAGUCAUUGCCACAGGCAACAGGCAAGUCGUGUGACCAGCUGAAAUGUAUCUCCUGUGACUUUCGGGUGGCCAUGUUUGACGAUCAUGAAUGGGACCCCUCUUGUGAUGACCUAUUCUUCAGGAGCAACAUGCGAGACUGUCAGAAGCUGCGGGCCAAGCUGAGGAGAAGAAAAGGGGCGCAGGCGCACGCCUACCAGUGUAGCUGGCACUCUGCUCGAGACCUCACCGACCUGAGAGAACAGCACCAGCUCAAGUGGGUCUGGGGGAAGCAUGACAUGUGACAGCCUUCUUUCAAUCACACACACACACACACCACUUUGCAGUUACUUGAAAACCAAUGUCCUCUUGUUAUAGACAGCCCAACACAUAUUUUUCUGCCUUGAGAAUGAUAUAGGUCUUUCUCUGCAUUACAUUUAGUGUGUUCUGGGUUUAAAGGUAAAUGAACAAAGUAGGUCUUCUGCUAUCUUUAGAGAUGUGAUUUUAGCUAGCUCAGUUUUAAGAGCAGGUAUAUGCCAGACCAUAUGUGUGUGAAAACGGUACUUAUGAAAGAUGAGGCUAAAUUGAAUGAGUCUUAUGUAAAAAAAUAAAUAAAAUAAAGUAUGUUACAUG